AUGUAUGAAAAUGAACGGAAAAGUUUCUAUGAAUAUAAUAAUCCAACUGAAAUUAUAGAAUCAUCAGAUAUUGGACCUGUAACAACUAAUCACUUAGGUGCUAUUUAUAAGAGUAGGCCUUUAAGUGGCAUGAUUAAUUCUGCAAUGUCUUUAAGAAGUUUAAGAAGUCAAUCUGUUAACUUAGAAAAAGUCAAAAGAAAUUUUGAAGAUAAUAAUGAUGAAGGUCAAAGUAUUAAAAGAAAAAAAUUAUUUGAAAAUGAAAAUAAUGAUUAUUUUACAAACGAAAUCGAAUUAGAUAUUGAUAUAAAACCUUUAAAUAAUAAUGAAUAUAUUACCAAUGAAUAUAAUUUUGAUAUCUAA
This is a messenger RNA of Rhizophagus irregularis DAOM 181602=DAOM 197198, 360 nucleotides long. RefSeq lists its product as uncharacterized. Gene Ontology annotation, biological process: JNK cascade; immune response; protein phosphorylation. Lineage: Eukaryota; Fungi; Glomeromycota; Glomeromycetes; Glomerales; Glomeraceae. The record is from RefSeq and is a predicted model, not a curated record. Gene Ontology annotation, molecular function: magnesium ion binding; MAP kinase kinase kinase activity; ATP binding.